AUGGUGGGCUUGAAGAAGUUCUUCAACACUUCCCCGCGUUCUGGAAGGAACGAUCCAAGAGGCCCUGCAGCCCAAGACCUGAAUUCAUCGUCCGGCUCGAGCGAUGUUUCUUACGCUGCGUCUGCGGCCUCUUCGACUCCUGGGGCCAGGUCGCCUUUCUCCCCUGAUCUGAAGCACGCUGCUAGGCUGGACGCCAAUCAUCAUUUCCUUGGGAUAGAGAGACAGUUUGAGCGAUUACACGAGCAGUUUCGCUCUAGACCCCUGUCUUCAAUAUCCCAGCUCCGUUACAAUUCUACGGAUGCCUGGACAACACGAGCUCCAAGGCAUGUCGAUGUCAUUGAAGCCUUGUUUUCGUCGCAUCGUUAUCGGAUGCCCUCGAAAUCAUUGUCCCCUACGACCCCGUACAAUGAAGAUGUCGCAGAUCGCAACCUGCAAUCCCCACCGCACCGAACCCCCGAACGAAAUGCCUACUCCCGGAUCGUAUCGCAGAUAUACCAAGAAGACGUGGCGGAUCGGAACAUUGCCAAGUCCAUAAGCAAUGCUUCGCUCAGAAGCUCGCAGUCAAGUCAAAAAGCUUGGAAAUCUCAGCCUGUGACGGGUCAUGUGCCUGGGUCAGAAUCCAUGCGUCGCGGCCAGAGGAAUCGAGAGCUACACGGCACACCACGGACGAGCUCUUCUUUCGAGAAUUUACAUCAUACUUCUCAGUCUCCUGAGGACAAUGUCGGGACAAGGUCUCUGAGCAGAACCGAGACGACUCUACGGCCGCAGGUUUCAGCGCCUAACCUGUCUGGUGAUCGUGGCUUCCGGAGGUCUUUGGUUACUUCAGCCUCUGGCGGUUCGGACAAUUCAGCGGGAAAUGAGUCAACAGACAGACCCGAGAUGGUGCACGUCUCACCAAGUCCAGGAGAUGAACAGGCUGCCAAGGAGGAUGCGAAAAGAACCCAGACUCGAGAUUCUGCAAGACUAAGCCCAGACGACACUGGACGAGACGCAAGCCGACCAGAUUCUUCCCGACCAGCUUCUAGAAGGAAGGCGCGGGACCUCUCGAUAAAUGUAGAGCUGGCAUCCUCACAGAAGCCUGCGAUCAAAAUAGAACAUUGUGAGGCUCAACCGCAAAUAUCCGACCAUCCCUCAAUCGCUCAAAACGCCAGUAUCGCCGAGAUCGUGAACAGUCCAUUGCCAGCCGCGAGUCCCAGUCCCCUCACACCACCGCCACAGCAGUCACCCAGCUACAACGUGGAGGAGAUUAUGAACAUGUUCAAACAAGCCUAUAUAAGCACCCAGGCCACGAGCCCUAAUCCCACUUUUGAGACUCUGCAAGAUGCCAUAAUCCGCGAAAUCAAUUCUCACGAUGCAUUCCGCCGCGUCCCGGUUCCUGAUCAAGGGCCUCCGUUUACUCCGCCGGCAUCCCAGGAAGGCUUCGAGGAGGAAAUAUUGCAACCGCCUCCAGGGCCUUCAAGAUCGGCCAGAAAUUCAGCAGAAAGGGAAAGUCAAUUCUCAAAACUGAUUCGUAAAGCGCCAUCCAUUCGCCGGAGGGGGAAGAGUCUCUCGUCAACAAAUAAUAAUCCCAAGAGCCAGGACAAAACACCCAAACGAGAAAACCAAUCUUCCCGAGCCAAAAGAAGGCAUACAUAUGCCCAACCUCCUUCGGCUGAUUGGAUUCGGACGUUCCAAUCAAACGACCCGCAAACAACGGGGCCAGCCACUACGAGGCCUCCGGAUGUCCCUGCUGAAAAUCAUCAUCAGCGACCCUUUUUUAAACAUCAUCUGAAGAGGAAAUCGGACCCGGUUCCGCCCAGCCCAGGCAUUGAGGGAUUUUUCGAGACCUAA
Messenger RNA from Rasamsonia emersonii CBS 393.64, 1830 nucleotides. RefSeq lists its product as uncharacterized. The coding region runs from base 1 to 1830 and encodes 609 amino acids. The transcript has a single exon. The record is from RefSeq and is a predicted model, not a curated record. Lineage: Eukaryota; Fungi; Ascomycota; Eurotiomycetes; Eurotiales; Trichocomaceae.